AUGUUUGUAACAAACGAAGUUGUCGCUCGCCGGCUCGCUCAAGCGUCUCGACAAUUCGAUUCCGACAAGCGGCGGAUCGGAUUCGGGCGAAACUCACGUAAUCGCAUCGCGCGGCCGGGAACACAAAUUAUUCGUGCGCCGAAACUGGCUAACUUCGUCAACCCUAUAAAGGAGGUAAAGAACAAAGCGGAACCACAAUUGGCCGCGUCGAUCCUCUACCUGAGUCGAUGGAAGUUUUAA
Molecule: messenger RNA, 240 nt
Organism: Arctia plantaginis
Lineage: Eukaryota; Metazoa; Arthropoda; Insecta; Lepidoptera; Erebidae
Source: the annotation of a GenBank genome assembly